GAAGUCUCGGCUGACGUCAGGAAGGCCCUGUUAUACACCUACACCAGCAGCACCUUGUCAACACUCUCAUAUCAUGUUUGAUUGAAGCACGUCACGGACUUACACCACAUCACCGAGCUGCUGGAGACCUUCUCUGGACUACCAUCUUUCACCACAUCUGCCCACAGAUCAGAAAGAUCAGAAGCCCUCCUGGCCUGCUCGGGUCGAUUUUUUUUCAGGCUGAUUUUGGACAGUAUCCAGCAGUAUGGUGCAUGGCUAACAUGUCGAGUUAAAGACUAAAAUAUUUAGUCUUUUGGGGUGUAUAUAUUUUUUGUUUUUUUCUUUUUUUGCGCAUCAUGUAUGUUGGAUACCUGUUGGAUAAAGAGGGCAGCAUGUAUCACCAAGGACCUGUACGACGAUCCGGCAUCAACCUUCCGCCACAGAACUUCGUGUCCACCCCGCAGUACUCUGAUUUUAGCGGAUACCAUCAUGUGUCCGGCGUGGACCCUCACGCGCAGGCCGCGGGGCCUUGGGCCGCUCCUUACGGAGCCCCGAGAGAGGACUGGGGGGCCUACAGCCUAGGGCCUCCAAACACCAUCUCCACACCUAUGAGCAACUCUUCUCCGGGACAAGUUUCUUAUUGCUCGCCCGAGUACCCGUCCAUGCACAACUCGGCCUCCGCCGUGCUCCCGCCGCCGCAAGACAAUAUCUCGGUACCGCCUCUAUCACCGGACAGAGAACGGCGCAACUCCUAUCAGUGGAUGAGCAAAACCGUGCAGUCAUCUUCCACUGGUAAAACGAGAACAAAGGAGAAGUACAGAGUUGUCUACACAGAUCAUCAGAGGCUGGAGCUGGAGAAAGAAUUUCAUUUUAAUCGUUACAUCACCAUCAGAAGAAAAUCAGAGCUGGCCGUCAAUCUCGGCCUUUCAGAGAGACAGGUAAAAAUCUGGUUUCAGAACCGCCGGGCCAAAGAGCGGAAAUUAAUAAAGAAGAAGAUGGGACAGUCUGACGGCAGCGGCGGGUCAGUGCACAGUGACCCCGGUUCGGUCAGCCCGCUCCCCGUGCCCGGCUCUCUAAGCCCCUCAGAAUUACACAACUCCCUCUACCCCCCACCCGGAAUGAACACCUUACCAUCUAUGAGGAACAUACAGCAGGUUACUGUCACUCAGUGAACUCGAACUUGGUGAAGAUCCACCUUUAAAACGGAGCACUCCAACACGCUGAGAGGACACCAGAGCCGCGUGCAGCGGUCAGACUUGAGACUGUUUUCAUAAAAAUAUUAAUAAUAAUAAAUAAAUGACACAGUUAAGACCCAGAUGCGGCGUCCCGAGGGUGUUGUGGAUCGCAGCAGAAAGGACUCCCGGGUUUUAACUGCGACAGAAAUGAUGGAGGCUCUUCACAUAUUGUUUUAAUAGAGUAGUUUUUAAAAUUAAAAUAAAAAAAUAAACAUACAAAAACACAUUGUUCGUCUGGUCCAAAAGCUAAAUAUUUUAAUGGUUUGUUUGUGUUUUGAUCUUUUACGAUAUAAAUAUCUUUUUCUGUAUGUGGUGAGUGUAUAAGUUUUGUAAAUAAAUUAACUCAGGCCUUAUACUGUUUCUCCAAAGAAGUGAUGACCAUUGCCCUGGAACUCUAGAAAAUAACGUGAGAUUUUUUAUGUGAAAAUGUUCAUUCCGCUCUUUUUCAGCAUCUCUUUAUAAGCACAUUUUAUACAUGGGUGUUUUGGGGGGAACCUGUGAAUUCAAAGUCGUGUAAAUAAAAUGUUUUUUUUGAAAA
Astyanax mexicanus (Mexican tetra) is the source of this 1752-nucleotide messenger RNA. RefSeq names its product caudal type homeobox 4 (gene cdx4). Lineage: Eukaryota; Metazoa; Chordata; Actinopteri; Characiformes; Acestrorhamphidae. Gene Ontology annotation, molecular function: RNA polymerase II transcription regulatory region sequence-specific DNA binding; DNA-binding transcription factor activity, RNA polymerase II-specific. Bases 336 to 1151 code for a protein of 271 amino acids. Gene Ontology annotation, biological process: regulation of transcription by RNA polymerase II; anterior/posterior axis specification; animal organ morphogenesis. Gene Ontology annotation, cellular component: nucleus. The transcript has 3 exons. The record is from RefSeq and is a predicted model, not a curated record.